Molecule: messenger RNA, 1686 nt
Organism: Cuscuta epithymum
Lineage: Eukaryota; Viridiplantae; Streptophyta; Magnoliopsida; Solanales; Convolvulaceae
Source: the annotation of a GenBank genome assembly
AGAAUAUGGAGCCGCAGGAUAUGUAGAAUGGAAAAAGAGGAAAGCGCAGGUCUUUUGUCUGAGGAUUUGUCAGAAUGGAGAGAACUAAUUGAGACAACUGCGUGGGAAGACAUUGAUUUUGAUAAUGUGAUGAGAGUGAGUGAAGCGCUUGAUGCUGUUGGGGCUGUGAAAGUGUUUGUUAAGGAAGCAAUGGAGAAAAUGGGCCCUUCAUUUCUGGAAUACAUGGCUGAGACUCUUGGGAGAGAGAAUAACAGUAGGGAGUCUCUUCCAUCACAGAAUGAAGAAGACCAGGGCCAAAUUGCAGGGAAGGUCUCAGCUUUGCCAAGUUAUGCCCAAAUGCCUACCCAUCCAAACAAUGACACAGUGUUGAUGCUGAUUUUGUUAUUGAUGAAGUUUUGUGGAUUUUUAAUCUGGUCAAGCACAACUUUGAAUAUAUCGAGCAACUUGUAUAAGAAAGAAGAUACUGAUUUUUUAGAACUCCCAGCCCACCCCAUAUUCAAUUAUUGGGUCCGUCACCGGAAAAAAGGAAAAUCAGUGGCAGAGCACAAACAUCUUGCGUGUAAGCGCAGAGUUACCCUGGACGGGACAUCUAGAGGAGCUAAGGUUGAUGAUACUGAUAGUUUGAGAGCUGAGACAUCAAACAGACAGUAUAGUUUAGUAGAUACCCCUGAGGUCAAUAUUGCACAAGAAGAACUUGUGAAAAGUUCCUUGGGUUUGCAAGCUGUUGUCAUGGAUCCACUCCCAAAUGCUCUACUCGUUGCUGCAAAUAUUGAUAAUCAACCUUCACAAAAAAAUCGUGAUACCACUACUCCUGUGGUUAGUUGCUUUGGCGGUGUUAUUCAAACAAGUGAGAGAAAUAUCAGUAACCAGAACAGCCCACGUCAGGUUAAUCCGUCCAAGCAAAGGUUGAUGGAGCGGAACAGUACGGCAAAUGUAUUUGAGUGGGAUGAUAGUGUAAAUGGCUCGUAUGAAGGAUCACCCAGACGUGAAAAGAGACCUAAGUUACCAAGUGUAGAAAAAAAGGAUGUUUCCCCUUUGCAGGAGUAUCAAAUGAAAAAUUUGAAAAAGAGGAGAAAAUUAAAAAAGUGGAGCUCAAUAGAAGAAGACACAUUGAGGACAGGUGUUCAAAAGUUUGGACGGGGAAAUUGGAAACUCAUUCUACAAGCUUAUGGAGACAUUUUUGAAGAAAGGACAGAGGUUGAUUUAAAGGACAAGUGGAGGAAUAUGAUGCGAUAGGGAUGUUCUCUGGGAUAUUCUUUAUAUGAAUAAUGGAUUGUGUACUCAACAUUUUAUUCCAAGCUGAUGAUUGGUUCAACUCGUGGCACCAAUCCUGUUGGGGAAAUGGCUGAUCGAUUGUAAAGUUGUAAGCCAUUUAUGGGUCGUAGUUUGAUCCGGUUUGGCUGGUUGACUGGCUAAAACGGGCGUUGGUAAUGCAGCUGCCUUGACAUCGCCUUUUCAUAAAAAAAAUUGUUCUGCCAGACGCUGCAAGUAAAUGCAUUUUUGUUACUCCAAAUUUGAUAGAUUGAUAGAUGUAAUAUUAUACUCUCUCUAUCCUGCGAUAGGUGACAUUCUAGAUAUUUUACGUAGAUUCAUUAUGUAAAUGACUCAAAUAAUAAGAAACUUUUCAAAAAGGAAUGUGUCAACUGUCAAUUACUGCAGAACAAGAGAGUAUUUAUCAAAAAAGAA